Cylicostephanus goldi is the source of this 759-nucleotide messenger RNA. The record is from the annotation of a GenBank genome assembly. NCBI's taxonomy places the organism in Eukaryota, Metazoa, Nematoda, Chromadorea, Rhabditida, Strongylidae.
AUGGAUAAACAUGCUUCAGAUUACAUAAAGCGAAUGGCUGAUGAGGCCAUCUAUGAGCAAAGUCCUUACAUGCAAUAUACAAAGAGCACGGAACGAAAAGCACCUGUAGCAAGAUCACAUAGUUUUACCCAACAUACAUUCAAAAUGCCCCAUUAUUGCGACUACUGUCGGAACUUCAUGUGGGGUCUAGUGCAGCAGGGAGUGCGAUGUGAAGACUGUGGCUUUGCUGCUCACAAACGAUGCUCGGAGCACACGUUGCCAGACUGCCGGCCUGAAGCUCGUUAUGUGAAGAGGAUGUUCGCGGUAGAUCUCACCACGUUAUGCUUGGCUCAUUCAACGCCCAUACCACCUGUGGUGACCAAAUGCAUUCAGGAGGUAGAAGCUCGCGGACUCAACGUAGAAGGUAUAUAUCGAGUUUCUGGGUCGCACGAUCACAUGGAAAAGUUGAAAAGGCAGUUUGAUUCACAGCAAGCGGUGGACUUGAAUCAGGUGGACGAUAUUCACACCGUAUGCGGUUUGCUGAAACUGUACCUGAGGUUGUUACCGCAACAACUUGUCCCAUUUAGCGUUUACAAAGCUCUGCUCUCAGCUUUCGCGAAUGCACGAAGUGUGCAUGAGAAGACGAGGGCAUGCAGGAAAGCGCUGGAGGAGCUCUCAGAAGCGAACGCCGUGACAUUAAAUGCUUUGCUGAUUCAUUUACGAAAGGUAGUUUUCCUGUUUGUAAUUUUUCAUGUCCCUAAAACUAAUAUGUCGCAGGUU